Messenger RNA from Emiliania huxleyi CCMP1516, 1341 nucleotides. RefSeq lists its product as hypothetical. Gene Ontology annotation, biological process: NADPH regeneration. The coding region runs from base 1 to 1341 and encodes 446 amino acids. The record is from RefSeq and is a predicted model, not a curated record. The transcript has 5 exons. Gene Ontology annotation, molecular function: nucleotide binding; oxidoreductase activity. NCBI's taxonomy places the organism in Eukaryota, Haptophyta, Isochrysidales, Noelaerhabdaceae. Gene Ontology annotation, cellular component: cytoplasm.
AUGCUCUGCCUCCUUCCCUUGACUGCCGCGCUCCACGCGCCGGUCCGCGCUCCCGGCACGCUGCGCGCUUCCGCGCCAUUCGUGUCCGUCUCUGCCGCGCUCCACGUGCCGGUCCGCGCAACGCCCAUCGUGCUGCGCGCGGCUGCGCCGUCGUUGUCCAUCUCGACGCCCCGCGCGGUCGGCGAGCCGAUUCGUGUCGGCAUUGUCGGCUGCGGUCGCAUCGGCAUCGUGCACCUCGAGACGCUGCGCAAGUGCCCGAAGGCCAAGGUUGUCAGCAUUGGUGGCUCGUCUCGUGAGGAGACCGUGUCCGCUCUCGCCGAGAAGUACGGCAUCGCGCACUUUGCAAAGGACGCGGACGAGGUGAUUCGGAACCCCGACGUCGACGCGGUUUGGAUCUGCUCGCCGUCGCAGUACCACGCCGCGCAGAUCCGGCUUGCGGCAGAGCUCGGCAAGGACAUCUUUUGCGAGAAGCCAAUUGCCACCGAGCUUGACGAGACCAUCCAGAGCGUGCUCUUCGCGCGCGAGAAGGGCGUUAAGCUGAUGGUCGCGCUGCAGCGCCGCUUCGACCCCAACUUCAUGCGCGUCAAGAGCGCCAUCAUGGACGGCGAGAUCGGCUCGCCCGUCCAGAUUCGGCUCACGUCGCGCGACCCGUCCCCGCCGCCGAAGAAGUACGUGGAGGGCGGCGGCGGCAUCUUCAAGGACAUGGCGAUCCACGACCUCGACAUGUCUCGCUUCCUGAUGGGCGAGGACCCUCUCGAGGCGUACGACACGGCCACCAUCAUCGUCAAGUACCGCGAGGGGCGGACGGCCACCAUCGACGUCUGCCGCCAGGCGAGCCUCCCUGAGAUGACCCGAGAUCGCGCGAGAUUACCUGCCGCCACGACCGACGCCUGCCGCCAGGCGACGUACGGGUACGACCAGCGCGCAGAGGCGCUCGGCACGGCGGCGAUGGUGAUGACCGACAACAUGUACCCCAACACGGCUCGCGUCUUCACGGGCGACUUUGUGGGGAUGGCCGACCUGCCGUACGACUUCUUCAUGUCGCGCUACAUCGCAGCCUACGAGGCGACGAGCACCCCCCUCGCCUCGCGCGCCCGGGCUGCACGGGCCCCUUCGGACGCGCCCGUCACGGGCGAGGACGGCGUCAUCGCCCUCGCCAUGGCCAUCGCCGCCGGCCUCUCUGCCAAGGAGCAGCGGUGGGUCAAGUUGUCGGAGGUGCUGCCCGCGCUGGACGGAAGCAUGGAGGGCAGCCCGCGCCUCCGGAAACGCGACCGGCUGAGCGCAUUCCUCCGCUCGCUCGGCGGCGCGCGCACCUCCGAGCCGGAGCCGAUCCCGGCGUGA